AUGGUCCAUUUAUUAUAUAUUUUCUUCAGAGCUUUAAUAAUUUUUUACUGCAUCACUGUUAUUCUUGUAGACUGUCUUGGUGGUAGCGGAUAUAACGCAUUUUAUAUUGAAAAUAAAUUGUAUUUUAUUGGACCAUACUCGUCUGAUCACUUUUAUAUAGAUUUAAAAGGCGUAACAUUAGAAAAUGGAACUAUUUCCACGACCCAAUGGAUCUUUCUUGCACCUUCUCCUAUCUACAUUAUAACUGAUAAUCCAUUUAUAGGUGGCAAUUCAAAUAAAAAACUUUUCUUUAUUGAUAAAAGAUUACCAAAUGAAAGUAUUUUUCUUACACAUUCCUGGAUUACUAAUAAAACAACUGGCAUUUCUUAUUCAUUUCAAGGACUUGAUACUGUUGUAGUUAUAUUUGAUACGAUUAAUUUUGCGUGGAUAAGUAGUAAUUCUACUCCGCAAAGUUUAUUUUCAGAUUACUUUGAUAUUUAUUCAUGCAUUCCAAUUUUGCUUUCAAAUGGUCAAAUAUUAUAUAUUGGUGGAAAUUCAUCAGAUGGACGCGUUAUUGUAUAUGGUGGAGAAAGUAAUUACGGCGAAGAAAGUAAUUUAUCUACGUCAGCUAUCCCGUAUUUGGCAGUUUUGGACACUUCAAAAACACCUUUUGAAUGGUCAACACCAAUAGAAGAAAAUUCUAUAGGAUGUUUGUCUGGUCAUACAUCUGUUAUGGUCAAAAAUUAUAUGAUUACAGCAUUUGGUAAGAAUUUAUCCGAAAAGGACGAGCUUAAAAGUUUUGCUAAUAAUAUAUAUAAAUUAGAUACAUCUAAUCUAUCAAACUAUAAAUGGUCAUUACUAUCUAAUUAUGAUGAUCAAUCUAUACCUGUAGUAUAUAGUAAUUCUUCUCAAACUUCUCCAACUCCAAUUACUACAUCAUUUGAUAGUUUUGAUAAAACUAAAUUAAUCACACGCUGGAUUGUUACAAUUUUAGUUAUAGUUAUAGCAUUUGCGUAUUUUUACGUUGUAACUUGUCAAGCUCAUCAGGAUACGGAAUAUGACGACCAGGCAAACCCAUAUUUAAAGAAUUGA
Dentiscutata erythropus is the source of this 1071-nucleotide messenger RNA. NCBI's taxonomy places the organism in Eukaryota, Fungi, Glomeromycota, Glomeromycetes, Diversisporales, Gigasporaceae. The record is from the annotation of a GenBank genome assembly.